AUGUCGCGCUACGACGACGACGACGACAAGUACAACAAGGCCAAGCGCGGGGGCCGGCCCGCGGCCUUCAGCGCCGCCAAGGCGCCCCACUCCGCGCGGGGCGCGGGCGGCCCCGGGUCGUCGCGCGCCCCCGCGUCGUCUUCGUCGUUCAACGAUGCGACGUCCUCUCCGGCGGUGUUCGGCGGCUUCGGCGGGAACGGCGACGACGCCGACGCGCUGGCCGCCAAGGUUCGCGCCAAGCUCGACUUUGUCUCCACGCGCGCGAGCUUCGACGACGAGGAGACGGAGGCGGAGCGCGUCAAGGCGUCCCUCGAUCGCCUCGCGUUCGCCUCGCAGGUGAAAGGGGUCCGAUCCGCGUUCGGUGCCGCCAUCAACGACGCCGCCGACGAGAUCGACGGGCUCGCGCACAAGGCCGAGGAGACCGUCGCGGCGUUCCAGGCGAUGCAAUACGCCGCCAAGUGGAUGCCGGUCGACACCAGGCUGAGCAUGAAACCAACGUACGUCAAGGUACCCGUGCAGGCGGUGGAACGGAUCAAGUUCUGGGAACAGGAGAAGCUGGCGAUGAUCGCGUCGCAACACGCCGAGGAGAAGGAGAAGAUCCUCGCGGAGAACGCGGGUCUGCGGUCGAUGAUGGGGCUGGAGGAGGCCAACUCCCCGGCGGUGGAGGAGAUGAGGGAGACGGAGGACGGCGUUAACCGCGCGCUCCUCAUCUCCGCGGUGGAAGAGAUCAAGCGCCUUAAAACGCGAGUAGCCGUGCUGGAAGGGGAAGCGGCGCGAACUCGCAUCUCUUCGGGCGGUUUCGGGUCGUUCUUCGGCGGCGACGGCGGCGGCGGGGGCGUGGACAGCGCGCAGAUGGCCAAGCUGACCACCGAGCUGGCGCGUUUAGAGGAGGAUAACGGCCGGCAGAAGUGGAUGAUUGGCGAGAAGGAUAAGCAGAUCAAGGAGGUGCAGGGCAAGUACGCCGCGUCCGCCGCGUACGCGCUGCAGGAGAAGCUGCAGGAGUCCAUGGAGGCGCUCGAGGUGAUGGCCAACCUGCAGGCGGAACAGUUGCAGUACAUGGAGGACCACGCGCUGCGCAAGCUGGACGCGCAGGACACGCAAAUCGCCGACGUCCAGGACGACCUCGACACCAAACGUGCGCACUUAACGCAGCUCAAGACGCUCAUGGCCGGGUACUGGGAGACGGGCGACGACUCGCUCGUCCCGCCCAUGCUCUCCCUCGCGGGGUUCACCAAAACUGAGGCUUUACAAAUCGCGUCUCACCGCGAGCGACUCGCCGACGCCGGCAUCGGCGGCUUGGUCCGAGGGUUGGGCCGGCGCGGGUACGGGUUUUACGAAAAGUUUUUAGUCGCGUGCGCGCCACCCGCGGUGAAACCGCCCAAGCGCGGCGACGCGGUCACGGGCGCGGACGGGGGUGCCGACGGGGGUGCCGAGGGUGCCGAUGCGAGCCCGGCGCCGUCCACCGCGCCGCCCACCGCGGAGAGGAUGGCGUUAGAGACGGACGACGACGGUUCAGAGUCUGUGGAACGGUUCAACCGGCGGACGAGACAGACGGAGAACCCGUUCGCGACGUCAGAGACGGUUCCGGAAUCGGCGGCGCCCACGCCGGAGAAGGCGUCGAACGACGGCGAAGCCGAAGCCGGUCCGAUGACGCUCCCGUCGCCGCCCGAGGCGAGCGCGGCGCCCCAGUCGGCACCCAACUCGGCACCCGACUCGGCGCCCGACUCGGCGCCCGACUCGGAGAGACCCAAACAAACCAAACUGCCCCGUCGACGCGACGGGGAGACGCCGUCGGAGCGCGUCGCGCGCGAGGCGGAAAAGUCUGCGCGCCGCGAGCGCCAACGGGCGUCGACAUCCGCGUCGGGCUCGUCCGCCUCCGUCCUCGGGUCCGCGACGCGUCACCGGGGCGGCGGCGUCAACGUCGUCGGCGGUCACUUUGCCGGUUUCGACGACGAGGAGCACCGGGACAAGGAACGGAGAGAGAGGGCCAAGGCGCGGGCGCCGCUGCCCGCGCCCAAGCUGAAGGGGAGGGCGGCGGAGGCGGAGGCGAGGCGGCGUAAGGAGGAGGAGGCGAGACGGGCGACGGGGGACGGGUUCGCGGGGUUCGGAAGCGACGAGACGAACGACUCCGACUCCGACUGA
Molecule: messenger RNA, 2142 nt
Organism: Micromonas commoda
Lineage: Eukaryota; Viridiplantae; Chlorophyta; Mamiellophyceae; Mamiellales; Mamiellaceae
Exons: 1
Coding region: 1-2142 (713 amino acids)
Source: RefSeq, a predicted model, not a curated record